CCCCUACGCGGUGUUCCCCACUACCGGACCAAACAGAGAUACUAGCCAGCGAGCCAUACUACGCUCCCGCCACGGUGACGUCACUCCGAGUAGUGUAGUGCAGUGAGGAGGAGCGAAGUCAGCUCCAUCCGCGUUACAUGGCCCGAGUGAACGAAGUGAGUGCGUUUAAGGCGUACAUAUACAAACGUGCAUCGUAGCGAUCGAGUUUGCCAAUACGAUUUAAUUUCUUCGAUUAAUGCACGUUACGUGACACAAGUUAAUUCGAUCGCGAGAAAGGUAGAGAAGCCGCGACUCGCUUUCACAAAAUAUAUAUAUAUAUAUAUAUAUGUACACAUGUAUGUAUAUUCGACGUAUAAUUCCAUUAACGAGGUAUGAGCGGUGAAAAUUCAGUGAUGUGAUAGGAAGCAACUACGCUAAGUGAAUAAGGAAAGGAGGAAAAAAGGAGAAAGAAAGAAAAAGUAGUGUCGUGCGCGGAAAGGUUACGCGUUGAAAUUUUAACAGGAAGAAAAGGCAACGGUUCUAUCGUCGGUAGAUCGAUUGUUUUUAGUGGGGUUACCGCGAGAGUUUCAGCGUACGUAGCCUCUUUGUUGGUGUACGACGAGAACGAGGCAUAAAAUUACGUAGAUCGACGCGAGUGUGAUUCUGCUCAACAAAUAUGCGUGGGAUGUAUCGCCCGCGCGUUGUGCUCGGUGUGCUUGGUGUGACGUGUGAUUAAUCGCCUUUCUUCAUACGCGAUUCAGUGGUAUACGAUGUGGUGUUCGGCAACGGUCCUGAUCUUUGUAGCCGUUGUCACCAGUGGUGUCCACUAUCGAGGCUCCGUUUCCUCCUCUUCGUCGUCGUCGUCGUCGGCGUGCGUCGCGACGCAAAAAUUUUAUCGCGAGAGCUCCGUAGCCACCCUCUUCUAUCGGCCGAUCGUUCCACGGCGCUGCCCUGACGACAGCACUCGUCCUGCCUGGGGUCACUACCUUCCGGCUAGUGACUAGUGAUAAUCUGUUUGUUGCCAGUGAUUAAAUUGAGAGUGCCGAAGUGGGAGGAAGCUCCUUCCUUCGUCGUGGAAUACACGUAACGGUUCCUUCGUCUUGUCGCGUGUGCGUCGCGAGCUACACGAGUUUCUCGUAAAUCGAAUUGGAAAUCAAUUGUAUCGUUCGGAGUACCACACGGAUCAUUGAUUUCUCGCGAAUACGAGGAAAAUUUAGAGUAAAUAGGGAGUAAGGAGAGAAAAAGAGGGUUUUUUUCUCAGCCGACCCGCUGGCGGUAUUGAAUAUCGGUGGUGUGGUGAGAGUGCCGUGAUUAGCGUCGGGCGAAGUUGUGUGUCGUUGUACAGUGCCGCCAAACGAUACCACAACAUCCGAUCCCAAAUGAAGAGUUCGGAGCAAAAUGGUUAGAGAGACACGUCACCUGUGGGUUGGAAAUCUGCCGGAAAACAUCCGAGAGGAUCGCAUACGAGAGCAUUUCAAACGGUAUGGACGCGUGCAGAGCGUCAAGCUGCUGCCGCGGGGCGAAGAAUGCCCCGUGGAUGGAGGUUCCGGUGGUUCCCUCGGAGAAGGCAACGAGGGUGGUUCCGGUUCCAGUUCUGGGAACGGUAGCAGUGGCGGGGGUAGCGGUUCCUCGAACAGCACCGGGGGUGCUUCCGCGACGGUGGCGUUCAUGGAUAUCAAGUCCGCAGCGAAGGCCCACGCGACUGAGCAUACCUUGGACGAACGAGCCCUUACCACACAGUACUACGAACCACAGCAUCUUCAGCACAGGUUUCCCUCGCACGGAAGUUCGGAGGAUCACGGAUCCGGCGUCGUUAGCGGGGGAGGAGUCAGCGGUGUCGGAGGAGUCGGCGUCGUCGGUUCCGGGAUCGUCGUCGGCAGCGUCGGUAGCGGAGUCAGCGGUGGCGGCGGCAGCAGCGUCGCUGGCGGCGGCGGAGGCGCAGGCGGCGGAGUCAGCGCCGUCGGGAAGAGGGACAGGGAGAGGGAGAGGGACAGAGACCGAGACAGGGAUCGGGACAGGGACCGUGACAGAGACAGGGAGAGAGAGAGGGACCGGGAGAGGGAGAGGGAUCGCGAGAGGGAGCGGGAAAGAGACCGCGACAGAGAACGAGCCAGCGAGGGCUUCGAGUCACGUGGCUCGCACGGAAGUUUCUACAGCAGCGAGAGAAGCGGCCGAGGGGUCGGUUCUGGGGGCGGUGUUGGCGUUGUCGGUGGCGUCGGCGGCGGCGGCGGCGUCGUCGUUGUUGGCGGCCAUCCGGCUGAUCCUUCUCCCGGUGAUCCUGGCGGCUACAUACCCCGCGGCCGUCCACCUCCUGCCAGCUCUUACCACGUGACAUCGACCAGGGCGAGGGAUCGGCUUUACUCGAGAACCGGCCCGUAUGCCUCCGGGCCGCCGCCCCCGCCCCAUUUAGACCGUCAUCGUGGUGGCCUGCCACCGUCCUCCUGGUCGGCCUACGAGUCGACGACCUCGAGAUACGGGACAGCACCGCCGCCACCCUCGCCUGCCAACAACGACGCCUACCAGGACGAGCAAGAUUACAUUCGUCGUGUUGUUCCACUAGGCGGCGGAGGCGGCGGCGGCAGCAGUAGCAGCGGCGUGCUACGACAGCACAAAAAGCAACGGAGAAAAUCGCGAAGCGGAAGCAGCUCGCCGAGUGGCAGUAGCCGUUCCUGCAGCAGCAGCAGCAGCCGGAGCGGCAGCUCCGCCGGCAGCACUUCCGGGGGCAGCACGUCGCCCGGCAGUUCGCCGCACCGCACCGGAAAUGCCGCCGUCACCGAGGACCGCAGGCCGCUGGCUAUCUGCGUACGUAAUUUGCCGGCGCGCAGCAGCGAUACCUCCCUCAAGGAUGGCCUCUUUCACGAAUACAAGAAACACGGGAAAGUGACGUGGGUGAAGGUCGUGGGGGCGGCCGGCGACCGUUACGCGCUGGUCUGCUUCAAGAAGCCCGAGGACGUGGAGAAGGCGCUCGAGGUGUCGCACGACAAAUUAUUUUUCGGCUGUAAGAUCGAGGUGGCGCCCUAUCAGGGUUACGAUGUCGAGGACAACGAGUUCCGACCCUACGAGGCCGAGCUCGACGAGUACCAUCCGAAAGCUACGCGCACGCUCUUCAUCGGGAAUCUCGAGAAGGACGUCACCGCGUCCGAGCUUAGGAAGCAUUUCGAGCCCUUCGGCGAGAUAAUAGAAAUAGAUAUUAAGAAACAGGGCGCGGUGUCAAGCUAUGCUUUCUGCCAAUACUCUGACAUCGGUAGCGUCGUCAAAGCUAUGCGAUCGAUGGACGGCGAACACCUGGGUGCAAAUCGUAUAAAACUUGGAUUUGGAAAGUCGAUGCCCACGUCCUGUGUUUGGGUCGAUGGCAUUGGAGAUUGUAUGUCGGAAAAGUACCUGAACAUGCAGUUCAAUCAGUUUGGACCGAUAUCUCAGGUCGUAGUGGAUCGUGAGCGUGGGCACGCUCUGGUCUUCUUCGAGCAAAUCAGUUGCGCGCAGGCCGCCGUGAAGGAGAUGAGAGGAGCAGCGCUUCGCGGACGCCGGCUCCAGGUGGACUUCGCUUCCAGAGAGUGUCAGGAAACGUUUUACGAGCACCUCGAGCGGCAGGGCAUCGCUGGUGAAAAACCUUGGGACACGAGGCCUUCCCCAGCGACGACCUUCGAUGUCUCGCGGGAGCGUAGUAGUUUCGACACCGGGAUGACGGUAUCAAACUCGAGUAGCAGGUUCACCCGCUACGAGACGCCCCCGAGGUCGAGAACGGCGAGUUACUCCCGCACGUCUGGGGGCGGCAGCACGCCUGGUGCCAGUCCCGCGCAUCCCACCGCGAUGUCCCGUAGCAGUAGGAGGUCCUACCAGGACACCUAUUACGACGGCGACUACAGCGAACCGGCGCCCCGUCGGUUCCGCAGCUACGACGAGUUCAGUCAGGGCAGCGGGGCCAGCCACGACGACUACCAGAGCAGCGUGCUGGGCGACGGUAAGCUCAACGACGACGACUGCCCGCCGCCGUCGCGUCGCCACGCCGUACAGAGCGUGGUGACCAGCGUCGAGCCGCCAGCGCCGCCACCGCCAUUGUUACCGCCGCCGGACAUCAGACACCUUCAAAAGGAACGGGUGCACCUGUUGGAGCAGCUCGAAGAGUGCCACAGCAGCGGCGACGAGGUGGGAUUCGCCCCGAAGAAGCGCGCGAAACUCGACGGAGCAUCCACCACGAUCCUGUGCGAGGACGACGAGCCUGAAAUCGCGUCCUUGCUCGUCACCUCGCACUCCAGUAGAAAAGGCAUGGACAUACGGCGCGUCAGCGACAGCAAAGUCGUGGUGCAUCAUGGGACGAGGAGGGGUAGCUGCGAAGGCAGAGGUCCUGGACCUUGCAAGCGCAGACGCGACGUUACUAGCAGGCAUCACGAGCACCACGAUGGAUCGCGACCAGGAACACCAUUGGUCGACGAGAGGCCCGAGAACUUGGUGCCCAGUGAGCCGCGGCGGUUUCGCGAACGGAGUCACGAGGGGCCUCUGUCGUUGCCGUUGCCGAGGUUCGCCGCCCAGAUGCUGAACAACAACAACAAUAACAACAACAAUACCAGCAGCAGCAACAACAACAGCAGCGGUAGCAACCGAUCGAGCAACGUCAGUCUGGCGAAAGUGGCCAGCCCGCCGUGCGCGAACCUGUCGACGGUGCCCAGUCCGCGGACAGCGCCUCAACCGCCUGCCUCGCCGCCGCCUCGUCAUCUCAGCCCGAGUCCAACGAGCUCAGACAGCGAGACGGCGCCGCAGUCGCCCAGCCUCGAGGAGAGGAUACGGUCUCUCGACGAGAAGUACGAGAAAUGGUCCGGUUCGAGGGCGCUGAGCGCGGCUGGCGGCGACGCGCUGGCCAAGCUCGACGCCACCGCGUCCGAGCGUUUCAGGUUUCGUCACAAGCUGCUCGAUCUGGACCUGCACGAGGUGCAACCGUCCGACAUCGUCAAGUCGGUUCUUGCCAAACGGAGUGUGUUCGACGAAGACUCUAAGCGUUUAGAGAACUUUAGUGAAAAGUACGAACCGAGAGAGUUCACGGGCGUUCUGAACGUCGGUUCGAUGAUCGGCAGUACGAGCGGCCUCGCGUCCAGCGGUGGCUGCACCAGCAAGGUCUGCCUGCAGUAUCCGUUUCCUAGUCAUCCGCCGGUGCAGCUGACCGGCGGCGGUUCCGCGCAGAUCGGCAUGACCGCGUCCCUGUCCUCGUUAACGUUCACGACCACCAUGUCCUCCGCGCUGAAAACGGAUCCGCGGACAACGGUGCAGCACAACUGCGUACACCCGACACCGGCGACACCCAUCACACCCGGCACAUCAAUCAAAACCGUUAGUCCGGAAUUGCCACCGGUUUCGCUGCCGAUCGGUCUCGGUAGCGGGACGGCAGCCAGUAGCGGCAACAGUAGUGGUUUAACGUCAGCUAGUAGUAUUCUUAGCAGCAACGGUAGCGUAAAUAGUAUUCACGUUUUGGGAGCAUCGACGAGUCGAGGACUGACCACCGCCGCUACGUCGACGCCCGUCGCGACCACCGCGUCCACCGUCGCGUUCCCGACACCCACACCGAUCACGACGACCUCGGUCACCGCGACGGCGGCGACGACGACGACGACAACAUCGACGACGCCUGCGACAACGAUCGCGUCCAGCACGGUGUCCUCGUCCAGCAGUCAGUACCAACCUUCCAUGUCCAGUGCCGCGUCCACGGUGCCACCGUCUUCCACGACGUCUUCGUCGAACUCUUCCUGCUCGUCGUCGUCGUCUUCGUCCGUGGACAGCUCUCGGUCUCGCUUGAGGAAGGAAAUCGGCGGCAGUCGGGAGAGCAGAGACUCCCGCGACAGCAAGGACGGCAGGGACUCCAAGUACAGCAAGAGCAAGGACUGCCAGAGGAAGUCGCGGAAAGAGGACGCGGAUGUCGAGAGGAGCCGUAAGGAUCGGGACGAGAAGGACUCGUUGGUGAACGAUGUCGUCGAAUCGGACGGUCACGCGAGGGAGUUCAAGGAGAACAAGGAGGUGCGUUACGAGAGGAAGGAAAGGGAGGAGAAGGAGAAAGAGAGACGGGAGAAGGACGAUCGCGAGAGGCAGGAGAGGAGGGAGAAGGAGGAUCGCGACAGGCAGGAGCGCAAGGAACGCGAGGAGAGGCGAGAGAAGGACGAGGAGAGGCGGGAGCGCGAAAGGUUGGAUAAAGAGCGACACGAGAAGGACAAACGCGAGAGGGAGGAGAGAGAGCGAGAACGAAAGGAACGGGAGGAGAGCGAAGCUAAGGAGAAAGAGAGACGGGAGAAGGAACGAUUGGAACGUGAGAAACGAGAGAGGGAGGAGAAGGAACGUCAGGAGCGCAGGGAACGGGAAGAGCGGGAAAGGAGGGAGCGCGAAGAUCGGGACAGGAAAGAACGGGAGCUUCGGCUGGAGCGAGAAAAGCAAGAAAAGGAACGCGUCAGGAAGGAGAGGGAGGAACAAGAGAGGCGGGAGAAGGAGGAACGCGACAGGAGGCGAGAGGAAAAGGAACGUCUCGACAGAGAGAGGAAACGCGAGAGGGAGGAGAAGGAACGACUGGAACGGGAACGACGGAAAGAAAAAGAGGAACGGGAACGGGCGGAGAAAGAGAAGCGUGAAAAAGAGGAGAGAGAAAGAUUCGAACGCGAGAAGCACGAUCGUGAGAAGAGGAGGGAUCGAGAGGAUCAGGAGAGGCGCGAGAAAGAAAAAUCCGAACGCGACAAGAGGAGGGAUCGAGAGGACAAGGAGAAAGAUAAGAGGGACCGUGACGAGAGCAGACGACAGCCCACCGAGAAUCAUCUUCAUCAGUCCGUCUCUCAGUCUCAGAAUCAGAUCUCACCCGCGCCCGUGUCCAUCAAGCGGCGAUGUUCGUCGCAAGAUGGACCAACGGAGGACGAGGCGAAACGGAUGAAGAUCUCCGAACACUGGAGGGACAGGCCUAGGCAGAACAGAAGGUCGGAGGAUCGCAAGCAUCGCAACGACUCUCAUCGUUCGAGUCGCGACAGCAGAGAGAGUCGAGACAGCAAGGAGAGCAGCAGCGGAUCCACGCAAGCCCAAGACAGCAGGGAGACCAGCCACGGGGAGCUCAACAGGGAAUCCAACAGAGAAAGCAGAGAGAACAAUCGCGACAGUGGUAAAGAGAAACAGCGAAGCAAGAAGAAUCGAUCGGAGAAAGAGUCCAGGGAACGAAGUCCCAGGGUCUCCCACGAGUCCGAUAAAGAAUUCUUGUCCAGGCUAGAGCUCUCCAAGCGCAACGAUUCCAACUCGCCCAGCGAGCAGACGUCGGUAGGUUCCAAUCACUCUCGAGAGAUACAGCAGCAUCAUCAGCAACAGUCUUCCAUGAACCUGCACAGCGACGUCGACGAUCCUUUGUCCACCCACGACAUGGAGGUCACCAGGCAUCCGUUGGCCACGGACACCGACAGCGACGAGCCGAAGAAACACUCCAUCUUCGACAUCGUGGACGACGAGCCUGCUUACAUCAGCAUGUACGACAAGGUGAAGGCGCGCUCGACGAAGAACAUGCAGAAGCUCGAGGAGGAGAAGCGUCAGGUGCGUCUGAAGGACAAGUUCUCGCAGCUGAAGCAGAGUCGAGCGAGACGAGAGGAGAAGAAACAGAGCACGUCCUGGGAUGGGGACUCGGUGUCCAGCAAGGCUCUGACGGAGGACGAGGCGACGUCCGAGUCCGACUCCGCCAGAGCGAAGUCACUUUCCAGGAAGGGCUCGCGAUCUCGAAUUCAUUCCGACACCAGCGAGGAGGACGAGUCGUUCAACAACAAGAUUCGCAAGGUGAAGACCGAGAGGUUCCUGGAGAGCGACGUGGACCUCGGUUUCGCCGACACCGAGGAGAAGCACAACCCUCUGGAGGCCUCGACCGUGGUGGUGAGUCAUGCGACAGUGAAGGAGGAACCGCGUACGUCCGACGACGACGAGAGGAUCUCCGUCGCCUUCCGCGGAAACCAUCCCACCAUUGUGGUGAACAACCACGAGAGGGACUCGCGCAAGAAGUCGCAUAAAAAGAAGCAGAAACGACAGAAGAACUCCAUAUCGACGGAGGACAGUUUGAAGAACGAGUCGUCGGAGAGCAUCGAGCACAAGAACAAGUCCAAUAUCGUGACAGGGAACACGGAGUGUCGACCGAAUCACACGUCAGAGCCGGCUGCUAUCACCACCCCCACCACACCGGGAACGACGGUUUUGGAGAACACCAACGAGGAGAGAAUACGGUCGGAGAAGAAGCAACGGAACAAGAAGGACAAAAGGAGAGAUCGAAACGGCGACGAGAAGACGAAAGCAAGGAGAAAGAGGCUCAACAGACAGGAAGUUAGAGACUCGCAGCGAAUGGAGGACAUUUUCGGGCCGCUUUCGGACGACGUCGACGACGGUCCAUCCAACACCUUCUUCAAUCACCUGGGCAACAUGGCGCCCGAGAACAACGCGUACGCUACCGACAGCGACGGUGGCCACAGUCCCGUGUUGGACGUGGAAAGAGUCAGACGAAAAACAGAGAAGAAACGGCGCCAUCAACCCGAGGACGAGAACAGCGUCGACCUGGCUGAGGCGGGACGAGAGAUCGAGGCGAAGCUCCUGGGGCUACCAAACUCCCCUAAGUCUGGUAUAGUGUGUACAGAGAACAACGACCACGACGUGUUUCGAUUUACCGAUGACAAUGACAGCGUCGAGCCGUCCACGCCGUCCACGGUAACGGAGAAGGUCAAAGAGAAGAAGAAGAAGCGGAAGAAGUCGAAAGAGGAGCGCAGUCGGAAGGAUUACCAUCAUCAUCACCACCACCACCAUCACCAUCACGAGAAGAGCGGCGAGUUGCCCUAUUUGGGCGCGGAUCCCAGUCCACCCAGAGCCAGUAGUCCUUUGAUCACGAAAACGAUGUCGCCCACCUUGCCAUCGCCUAGAGACACCUUGUUGAGUCCUAUCCCAAAAGUUACGUCCAGCGUGACGACGGUACCGUCGAUGUCCCCUCCGGUCGCCAGCGGCGGCAUUCAGUCCUCGAAACCAGAGAAGAAAAAGGAAAAGUUCAUACCUGGAUUUGGCAUAGAGAUUGACGAAACCAUUCACGAGAACGCGGUGAAGAGUAUCUCUGAGCCGGAGGAACGCGAGGGAAGUUGCCAGUCGCGCAGUGGCAGAGAGGAGACCGACGUCGCGACGCCGACGACGCCUCCAGCACAGGCGGAAGACAAGCCACGAGUCGCCAUUUCUCAGGAAGAGACGGAAGAUGCUGUCGCCGCGUUGCUGGAGGAGACCUUCGGCGGAUCUACGGAGGAUUUCUCCUACGAGGGUGAGGAGGAGGACGCCGAGGUGGACGACACGGUGGGACAGCAGCCGGAGGCGCCUCAGGAGGACGUCGAGGAGAUGCAGCAAGCGGUCGAGAGCUUGAACGCCUCCGCAGGGGAGGGCGAGACAGAUUUGAAACCAGACACACCUCAAAGCGAACACGAUCUGCAGAUAGACACGGACACGGAGGAGGACCCCAACUACGAGACGUUCGACCUGACGCAGCCGCCGAAAACGCCAGACAUUCCAUCGUUCUACAAGUCACCUACGAAGACCAUCAGCACCGUCGCUGCUGCAGCUCCUCCAUCCAUAGCUGUAGCAGAGAAACCGGUCGAAACGCGAAUCGCUGUACCAGCGAAGUCUCAGAGUCCACCGGCGUCCGUUAUUGCACAUUCUUGGAACCUGAACGAGAAGCCUCGUGAGGUGGUCAAGACUGUACAACAGCUAGAGACCACGGACACGACCAUCAGCCGCGCCAGUCCAGAGAGAAUAACCACUCAACAGGCGCAUCGUGUCUCGACGUCUCCGCCGCCGCAGUACAAGCAGCCAGCUCUGGGGCCGUGCAGCGUCCCCAUCACCAGCGAGACGCCCAGGAUCGCAGCUGCCAGCCCCAGACCACCCAUCACCGUGCAGCCAUUGUACCAGAAGCUGCCCGUGUCGCCACAGUCUCAAAUGGUCCCGAUGCGUCAGGCUUCACCCAGGAUGCAGAACAUAUCCACGGUGUCCUCCUCGGCUGCCUCGAACCUAACACCUCUGCCACCGCUAGUUCCAUCGAGGAUACCGCCUUUGGUACCCUCGCAGCUGUCGCCUAGAGUCUCGCAGCCUCUGUCGCCCAACGGACAGUGGUCGAGGAACCCGUCGUUGAGUCCUCACGUGCCCAACGUUGGCAAACCAUCACCUCCGCCGGCGAGAAUCGCCGUAAGCACCACAGUGUCCUCUCACAGGCCGGAAACGCCUUCGCAGCAGAUCUAUUCCACCGCGGCUACCCAGCAGCCGGUGAUUCAACACGCUCCAGGGAUGAGAGCUCUAGCGCCCAGUUAUCCUAGGGGCGGCCUACCACCGUUAACGUUGAAUAUUCCGCACCGUCCUUACAUGCCAGUGAAGAGCUCCAGGGACUCGGCCCUGGGCGGCAAAUCCGUGAUAGAAACGUUGCUACCAGUCAACCCUAACGAACCUCCACAACGCCUGGAAGAGCCGAAAUUGUCACCUGCCGUGAUCCCCGAACCCACGAACAAAGCGUCCACGUCGCCCAAAGUACCAUCGCCCAACCAACCGCCCACGUAUAUUCCUGAAACAGCCAAGAUCGAGAUUAACGCCAGCACCUCCAGCCCUGUGUUCGGGAAACCAACCACCAUCGCUGACACCUGCACGCUCACAUCCAGAUCUCAGAAACAGAUGCCUGGUUCCAUCACGACGGAUAACAAUUUAUUGUCACCCAGACAGAAACAAGAACUGUCGAGUCUUCAACUUCUCACGACGCACGUACCGCGCUCUUCGACACCGAGUCCUGUGAUAGUGGCGCAUGGACAACCUCAUCUGGUUCAUAAAUCCGUGGUGCACAGUAUCGGAGCAUCGACGGUCGCUACGACCAACCAACCGCUGAUCAAGACUGUCGUGCCGAUAGUGCCGCAACAGAUCGCUCCCACUGUCCCUGUAUCGGUGCCUGAAGAGAAAUGCAUCAUCUCGCAAACGUUGCCUUUGAGUACGGCUCAGAGGCACUCGCCUGUCUCGCAGGGCAAUCAAAUUCCCAAACCUCAUAUUCCUCUUGUAUCCACCGUUUCUCAAGCCAUCAUAACCAGAGCACCGUCUGUCGUCUCAACCAUACCGACGCCAGUGGUCACCGAGCAGACUAAGAUCGAAUGUUUGGAGCCUCCCGAACAAGAACUGGAAGUGGAUCCCAACGCUCAGAUGACGCAAACCGCUCAACCCAUGCAGCUCACUCCGCCCAUACAGCCUACGCAGCCGAUGGACAUCGUGAAAGACGAGCCUGUCGAGGUGAAACACGAGGAGACGCCGAUCAAGGAGGAGUUCCCGAGCACCGAGUCCGAGUUCCCGCUGAAACAAUCGUGCGCGAACGAAACGAAACCGAAGAUAGAGCAACCGGACCCGGUCAAAGUCGAGAAACCGUCUUGCAUACCGAAAGUAGAGGUCACUGAGACCAUCGUCCCGAAGGUGGAGAUCGAGACUGUCAAGUCUGAGCCGGUCAGCGAGAUCAAAGAGGAGGAGAUCACGAAAGAGAACGAGGAGCCGGAAAUAGAAGAGGAACCUGCGGAAGAUCCGUUGAAAGAACCAAGCACGGACCCAUUGGCCAUCGACGUGUCCAAAGAGGAUCCAGCCGACAGCAAGGAGGACAGCGAUUACUGGUCAGCGAAGGAGGUGAACAUCGAAAGUGUUAUAAAGAAGGUGGACGCCCUAUGCGAUGGCGAGGGCAACGACGGUGACGAGGAGACCCAGCACGGUCCGAACUUGAGCAACGAAACGCAAGAACAGCCGAAGAACGAGCCCGAAUGGUUCGGUACGGAACCAACGGAGAACGAGACCAAGAAGAACUUUUCGACGAACGACGAACAAGACGAGGGCGUGGAGACGUGCGAGAGCGAGUCGACGAGGAGUCGUCGCAGCAGAACGAAAAACAGACGAGGAGUGAGCAGUCGCGGUGGUGUCACCACGAGACGAAGCGUCAGGAACACGACGACCUUUCCUCAUAAACGCGGUAGCAAGACUUCUAGGGGUAGCAAACAUCACGUAGAGAAGAACAAGCUUCCGGCGGACGUCUACGAGUUCCACGACGACAGCGAGGAGGACAACGCUGGACGUCCGCGACUGAUUCUCACGAUCAAGUCUCCGGUACCGAGUCUGGUCGGUUCCAACGCGCAGCCAGCAACACCUAUAGCCGCUGUAAAAGAAGUCCCGCCGGAAGAGUUCGUUUCUCCAGCCGCGAACACGAGGAAGUCCAAGAGAUUGGCUGAAAGGGAUGGAAGCCGAAACACCAUCGACGACGUCAUCGAGGAUGUCGUGCGUGGAUCGGCUGCGAACAAGGGUUUGGCGGGUGGAACUACUGGUGUUCACGCUACCAGGCGCAGCACUAGGCACAACAACGCCCCGCGCAGCGUGCAAUCUACGGUGCAACUGACGGAACCUCGAAAGUCGACCAGAGGUGGACGCAAAUCGAUAAGGCGAGCGUCGGAGAACAACGACGAUAGCAGCGAGGAGAAGGUCAAGGAAGUACCACCACCGCCUCCGGAACCACCAAUCAAAGAGGAAGUUGCUCCAGUCCGGGAUGAACCACCGAAAGCGGAGGAGACGAGUCAACCUAAUCCACCGCCCACGCAGAAGCCACUUUCUCACGAACCGAUGACGCUGAUAGACCCAGUGACUGGAAUGCUGAUACCAAUGAGAGAGUCGGAAGAAGGCCAAUACAUUCCAGUAUCCACGGCUGCAGGUCAAAUACAAGCUGCGAGCAGAGCUGCUGGAAUGAUCACUGCUAAUGCAACCGCCGAAGCUUUGCGACCAAAACCACCUCAAAUCGAGAACUUAACGAAACCUGAAGAAUCGAAGAAGGAACAGACUGUGGAACCAGUUCAGACGCAACAAGUUCAGAUCCAACCUCAGACCAGCGUAAUCACGAAACCACAAUCCCCAGCCGUUCAGGUCACUUCUACGGCCAGUAUAGUUCAGACGGUCACGACAUCCACAACAGUCGCCUGCAUACCUGCAACAACAGUGGCAACGACAAUAACAGCACCGCCUAUAUGCACGACGCAGCCAAAGCCUACGAGUCUGAAAGCACAUGUUCUGAACGCCAGCAAACUGGUAACACCGCCCGUGCAACAGCAAAUCGUUAUUACCAAACCUACGGUUCCCAGCGUGCCUAGUCAAUCGGUGGUACAGAACAUCGUUAAACCGACGCAGGCGGUCCAAGGACUUCAUCUACAGAUACCUAGCGGCAGAGUCGUUUCUCCCAGCCUGAGUCCACGCACGAAGCAGGCUCCUCAGAUCAGUGCAGCGAAUGGAAAGAGUCAGGGUCAACCCAUGUCACCGGUUCUCAACAACACUGGAGUGCCACCAAAUCCUAAACAACAUCUAUUGCAAGCCGCCAAACAACAAGCUUCCACGAUAGUGAAUCUACCUCAAAAGCUACCGAUGAACGUUCACCCAGCCAGCGUGACAACAGCUCCAACUCCCAGGAUACAUCAACCUGUCUCGCAACCCACAGCUCUGAAAGGCAUCAAUGGUCAACCGCAUCCUAUGAAUCCGAAGGCCCAUUUGCUGCAAGCAGUAGUGCCACCGAUAGUCGCUGGUGCCGUGGCGAGUCCACCUACGCAACCACAUCUCAUGAACCCGCAACCUGUCGGUGUGAACUGUUCCAGACUUCCAGCACCAAAACCACCGGUAACGGGAACGAUGGAGCCACCGAAAGUAGAAGUAUCUAUGUCUGGUUGCAUUAUGGUGCCAACAGCGAGCCCUCAGUCACGCGGAGUACCACUAUCGAGUUACGAUGGGCCAUUGCAUGGGAGUGCGGGUGCUGCUCCAUCACCAGGGGGCCAGUACGGACUUGUUCCCCCGCAUCGUUCCCAGAGUCCUCCAUUGCCCCCACCUGCCCAUCAUCAUGCUAAUGCUUCUCAGGGAGACGUUGUGAAUCAUUAUGGAGGACUGACGCGAGGCGGAGAACUACCACCGCAUUAUAUGCAUCCGCAAGUGCUCCAGUAUCAGUAUUUACGUGCCCAGCAAGAAGCAUUGACAGCUCCACGCAUAGCGUAUCACAUUCCAGGAACUCGAUCUCCUCACCUACCGUUGGAUCCGAAACUCGAGACUGGUAUAGAAGACAGUCACAGUCCGCCGUUAGAGCUGAGACGAAGCACAAGAACGCCUCAAGAUCGUACCACCGACAGUCCUCAAGUAGCUCAAGUUUACAUGCUGCACGGUGCAGCCAGAUUACCGCCACCGCCGCCUCAGUACAACGCAGGAACGAAUCCGACCUUGACCGGAGCGCCAGCAGCCGCCAGGGGUGGUUUCUACGAACCUCCGCCCGCGCAUUUACGUUCACAAUAUCCAAUCGCUGCCAGCGAGGCGCCAAGCGAUAGAGCCAUCACGCCCGACAGGCCUAGGAAACAUCAAGUCGUCACUCCGCCUCAUGCCUCGCAAGUACCACCGCAAGCUGACACGUUUCAGAUGUUGCUCCAACGUUAUCCGGUCAUGUGGCAAGGGUUGCUGGCGCUUAAGAACGACCAAGCAGCAGUACAAAUGCAUUUCGUGUUCGGUAAUCCAAACGUAGCAAGAGACAGUCUGCCUUGCAACAGCGACGGUUCUACUCCGCCGUUGCGAAUCGCUCAAAGAAUGAGACUGGAACAAACGCAGGUCGAAGGUGUGGCAAGGAAAAUGCAAAUGGAUAAUGAACACUGUAUGCUACUCGCGCUUCCGUGCGGUCGGGACGAGGUGGACGUGUUGCAACAGAGCAAGAACCUUCAGACUGGAUUCAUAAUGUAUUUACAACAAAAACAGGCCGCUGGAAUUGUUAACAUCGCCGCGCCAGGCUCACAACAGCCUGCGUAUGUAGUUCACAUCUUCCCGUCGUGUGACUUCGCGAACGAGAGUUUGGCGCGAAUCGCGCCGGACCUUUUGCACCGGGUCGCGAAGAUCGCCCAUUUGCUCAUCGUCAUUGCCACGGUUUGAGGCCAACCGGUGGUCUACUGGAUUACAAUCUACCUGUGUCUCUCGCCUUCACGCGCUAUAGGACGCUUCGCAUGUGGCAUGAAGCCUGGAGUGUCCCUCUGACGGGGUGCAGAGAGUCGUACAACAAAAGAAGAGAGUACAUUCUCGAACGGAAACGGUUUCCCCCUCUGAAGAAAUAUCAGUGACAAUCAAAUGGAUUCUGGCGAAUUCGUGCCGAUUUAUAAAAUCGUGGGCCUGAAACGAGGUACGGGGUUGUGUGACGACGGGAGGCUAGCGCGGUCGAUGCGUGACCAUCCACCGUGCGUGCCUUUCCUCCAAUGUAUCGCGAAGGCGGGCCCAUUUGAUCGAAAAUGGCUCGCAGUACGCUCAUCACUGACAACUAUUUGUGAGAUCGACCGACGUCACUCUUGGUCUUUCUGACAAGCGGGUCAGGCACAACCCCAGCCCUUAGUGGAAGACCAUCGAUUAAAAACCACGCGAUGUCCUCGAGGAAAAAAAAAAACUCACACUCGUCCCUCCUAGGUAAACAAGUAAACACUACCUACCGUUGCUCUAGAUGGACAGUCGAUUUCGUAAGUAAGAAAUAGAGGAAAAAAAAAAAAACUAACGUACCCCUACCACUAUACACGAGCUAUUUUAAGUAAGGCUUAGAUAUUAAUGAUACUGUGUAAAUUAUAAGCGAGCCAGCGAGGGCAUAACUACUGUGAUUUUAAUUAUUUAACGAUAUAUGUCUGCGUAAAGACGAAGAAAACAAAAAGUAAAAACAGAUAAAUGGUGAUCGAUUACGGUCCGCGCGGUAUGUGAUGUGUUUUUUGUAUAAUACUGCUCUAUAUAAAUACCUAUGUAUUAUAUUACUGUAACAAUAGUUGCUGCUGCCGCUGUUGCUGCCGCCGCUGUUGCUGCUGCCGCUCGUAUCGAACUAGAAAGUAAAGUUACGAUCUAGACCUCUAGUGAAAAGAAAAAAAAAAAAGAAUGAGCGAAAGGACUACCUAAAUAGCGUUUAUCCCUAAUGUAAUAUAAUUUCCAUAGCAGGAUGUAACAUAUUAUUAUCAUUAUUAUCAUCUUAGCACUAUGUACAUUAUAAAAAAAUUUUUAAUAUUCUUAUUUUGAUUAUUAUUAUUAUUAUUAAUUAUAAUUUUAUUAAUAUUACUACGGUCAUCAUCAUCAUUAGUGCGGCUACUAUUAUUAUUAUUAUCAUUAUUAUUAUUAAUAAUAUUAUUAUUAUUAUUACUAUCACUACUGCUACUACUACUAUACUACUAUACUAUUAUCAUCACUACUACUACUAUUAUUAUUACCACUACUCUACUACUACUAUUAUCGCUGCUAUCAAUUAUUAUUAACGUUAUUACACCAGGCUAGUUAGAACGUACCAACCCGCACAUUUGAAAGAAGGGGCUUAAAGUAUGUCGUACUGGAAACAGAUACAGUAUGACCGAUCUCAUUGACCAUUGACGUCGCCCCGUUCUACACACUUCCAUCCCCAUUUCUCUUAACCCCUUAUCGCCUUCCGCGCGAUGUGUCAUAGACUCUUUAGCAAUCGUGUCGAAGAUAAUAAUGCGCUUACGUGUAUAGACCAGAAAAUUACACUAUAUCACACGGAGCCGUGAGAAAACAUAUUAAGUAAUAUAAAGAAACUUACCUAUUUACGAUAUUAUUGCUGCUGCGUGUAGGGCGCAUGCCUCUAGAGAAUAACCUUAUGUAAAAGUAUUAGGGAUGGUCAAAACAUAUUUUAUUCCUUAAUACCGUGUUCAAUCGGUUCCAAAUGAAAUUCGUUCUUUCCGAGUCGACGAAAGAGGACUUGUACAUUUUCCUUCGUUGUUAAUCGUUGUUAAGGCUAUCGUCGUGAUUAAUGGUCAUUUUUUGUUUUUCAUUUUUCCCCCGUUACCGUUUAACUAAUGUUGAAACGAGUACGAUGCACGACUACAUUCCGUUUGACGAACGGGGUGUUCAUAAUGUAUUUACACCGAUAUAGAGUCGACGACACGUUAAUGCUUUUAAUUUCCCUCGAUUUUUUUUCUAAUUGACACUUUGAUUUCCUCGGCGUGCGAGCAAUGCGUAGCGUGACGCGCAUUGUCCGAACCAUACUUCUGUUCUGACGACCCCUAAGAAAACACGAUUAAUUUAAGGCAGCGCUGAUACUCGUGGAGAGCGUGUGCAUGUACAGUGUAAAAGAUGCGUUGUGCAUAUGUACAGUGUAGAAGUAUAAGUGAACGAGCGAGAUGAUAAGUAUAAAAAAAAAGUAUAUAUAUUACAGCUACGGAUAAGUAUAAUAGGACGCGAACAAGACGCUCACGUCGCGGUGUUUCGUUCAUUUUCAGAAAACGACUGGUUAAUUCUGUUUCCUCUCUGCCCUUCGUGUUCCCUUUCACCCCCCUUCUCUCUUCUGCUCUUUCUCUUUUUUCG
Colletes gigas is the source of this 17334-nucleotide messenger RNA. Its product is annotated as protein split ends-like. NCBI's taxonomy places the organism in Eukaryota, Metazoa, Arthropoda, Insecta, Hymenoptera, Colletidae. Gene Ontology annotation, molecular function: mRNA binding. Gene Ontology annotation, biological process: regulation of transcription by RNA polymerase II. Gene Ontology annotation, cellular component: nucleus. The transcript is spliced from 14 exons. Bases 1378 to 14928 code for a protein of 4516 amino acids. The record is from RefSeq and is a predicted model, not a curated record.